AUGUGUGGAAUAAAUACAAAGUAUGAGAAGUUGAAGUUUUGCAGUAUAAAGUCUGCAUGUAGAAAGAUACUUGACGCAGAACGUGUGCGAUUUAGAAUCCUUGAUGAUUUUGUGAAGCCUUGCAAUGGACGUUUUAAUGUAGAAAAAGCAACAAAUGAAUACGAAUUUUGCAGAGACGCCCAACGACUCCUUCAUUGUGUAAUUUCGUUUUCAACGUGGGGGAGCGAAUCAACCUGUCUUGUUAACGACAAACAUCGUUUGGUCAACGCUUAUAAAUUCCUUGCUCCUCCAACUUUUAAUCUGGAAACAUGUUAUACACGAUACCUUUCUGAGUUUUCCUUUCCAGUGGAAAACAAUACUGUUGAUUUAGUUAGUACAGAAAGUAAUUCAGGUACUACAGAAAAUAAUGAAGAACCAACAAUUGUAAACCACAUACAGUUCGUUGGUAUGUACAACACCAUAAACCAAAACAAUGUACCUUCGCUUUUAAAAUAA
This is a messenger RNA of Saccostrea cuccullata (small rock oyster), 495 nucleotides long. RefSeq lists its product as uncharacterized. The transcript has 5 exons. The record is from RefSeq and is a predicted model, not a curated record. Bases 1 to 495 code for a protein of 164 amino acids. NCBI's taxonomy places the organism in Eukaryota, Metazoa, Mollusca, Bivalvia, Ostreida, Ostreidae.